UCUCUCUCUCUCUCUCUCUCUCUCUCUCUCUCUCUGUUUUUAUAUAACAAGUGGUCUCUCACAUUGACCUCUUUGUAUUCUCAUAUAAUUCGUCACCCAUAUAUAUAUAUAUAUAUAUUCAGUUUUAGUUUUAGAAUCAGAAAGAGAUCUAUACAUCUCUCUGUUGUAUGAAGCUCAAGAACAAUGGGUGAAGGUAGCCUCAAGAAAAGCAAGCUUUCAUGGCCGAAAACAUUGGUCAAGAAAUGGCUAAACAUCAAGAGCAAAUUAGAAGACUUUCACGCUGACGACUUGUUCGACAGAGGAGGUGAAGGUGGAGGAGAUAGGAGGAACAAUGUCAUUGAAAGAGAAAUUGAGACGACUCAUCCACGCAAGAGGAAUAGCGGAAGAGCCAGACGACGAAACAAACCCGAAUUCGAUCCACCACUUCCACUUGAUCAUCAUCUUCUUAGGGUAUUUACUGCUACAUGGAAUGUCGCCGGAAAAUCUCCGCCGAGUAAUUUAAAUCUGGAGGAUUGGCUUCACACUUCUCCCCCUUCCGACAUUUACGUUCUUGGCUUCCAAGAGAUCGUUCCUUUGAACGCCGGCAACGUCUUAGGCACUGAGGACAACGGCCCCGCCAAGAAAUGGGUCUCUCUCAUCAGACGCACCUUAAACACUCUCCCCCUCGGUACCUGCCCUACUCCUUCCCCUGUUCCCCACCCGGUCGCCGAGCUCCACUCUGACUUCGAAGCUGCUGCUAACUCCUCCCUCUACCACCGCACCAGGAGCCUUAGGAUGGACACGUCUGCUUCAUCCCUGCACCUUCACCGUAGGUUCAGCGUCUGUGACCGUUUCAUGCCUGACGAUUUCUACGACCAGAGCUUCAGGUAUUGCUCCUCUGACGACGACGACGACGACGAGCCAGAUUUUCCUUCUCAUCAUUGUCACUAUUCCCCUGUCUCGAGGACUGGGUCCUUUGUAGCAGACGAGAGGGACAAGGGAAGAGACAAGUCCAAGUAUUGUUUAGUCGCCAGUAAGCAGAUGGUUGGGAUCUUCUUGACCGUUUGGGUCAAGACUGAUCUAAGGGACAGUGUCCAGAACCUCAAAGUGUCUUGUGUUGGGAGAGGCUUGAUGGGUUAUCUUGGAAACAAGGGCUCGAUUUCGAUAAGCAUGUCCGUUCACCAGACGAGCUUCUGCUUUGUCUGCAGCCACUUGACAUCUGGCCAGAAAGAAGGCGACGAGCUGAGAAGAAACUCUGAUGUUUUGGAGAUUCUAAGGAAAACCAGAUUCCCUAGAGUGAACAACGCAGGGGACGACAAGUCUGAACCCCAGACGGUUUUAGAACACGAUCGGGUAAUCUGGCUUGGAGACCUGAACUACCGUAUAGCUCUUUCUUACCGGUCUGCAAAAGCCCUUGUCGAGAUGAGAAAUUGGAGAGCCUUGCUUGAGAAAGACCAGCUACGGAUAGAACAACGAAAAGGUUGUGUCUUUGAAGGCUGGAACGAAGGGACUAUCUAUUUUCCUCCCACUUACAAAUACUCUAACAACUCAGAUAUAUACGCGGGAGAUGAUCGGCUUCCCAAGGCCAAGAGACGGACUCCAGCUUGGUGUGAUCGCAUACUCUGGUACGGGAGUGGUCUUCAUCAGCUGUCAUACGUUCGAGGGGAAUCAAGAUUCUCGGAUCACAGACCAGUCUACAGUUUGUUCUCUGUAGAGAUUGAGUCGGUAUGUAGAAACCGUAUAAAGAAAAGCUCCAGUUACACCAGCUCUAGGAUCGAAGUUGAGGAACUUCUUCCUCAGCGGUAUGGAUAUAACCCGUACUGAUUCAUCAUCAUCGGUCCUAAAUCCGUUUGAAGACAGAUCCCCGAAGGAGGUCUCAAAUUAAUGUUUCUAAAGCCAGAACCAAAACAAAAAAUAAUUGUAGUCGGAGGUUUGUGGUGGACUUUUGACAUGCAGAGAGUCAUGGAACAAAACGCAGAUCUUCUUGGUCAAGAUCUCUGUUUCUCGGGUUAGAACAGGACAAGAUUCGAGUGCCAAAAAACCAAAAAGAGAGGAAUAAGAGAGUAGUAAUAAGGUCUAUAGGUAUUCAGCAGAUCAAAUACAUAUAUAUAUAUAUAUAUAUAUAUAUAUAUAUAUAUCUUUAGGAUUAUAGAGAAUUGACCAGUCAUUAGCUUCUUUUCAGACCACUAGUUUUCUUCUCUAGAUAGACGACACACUAGUAGUGUAGGAUUCGUCAAACUUGUGCAUAAUGAAUUAUAUAUGUGUAUGCUUGGGGAUGUAAAUUGUAAAAUGGAUUCUUUGUAAGGACCAAUGGGUUUAAGAAGAUUUGGAAAGUGCA
Camelina sativa (false flax) is the source of this 2317-nucleotide messenger RNA. Its product is annotated as type I inositol polyphosphate 5-phosphatase 4-like. Gene Ontology annotation, molecular function: inositol-polyphosphate 5-phosphatase activity; phosphatidylinositol-3,4,5-trisphosphate 5-phosphatase activity; phosphatidylinositol-4,5-bisphosphate 5-phosphatase activity. Gene Ontology annotation, biological process: phosphatidylinositol dephosphorylation. The record is from RefSeq and is a predicted model, not a curated record. Lineage: Eukaryota; Viridiplantae; Streptophyta; Magnoliopsida; Brassicales; Brassicaceae.